This is a messenger RNA of Drosophila ficusphila, 1092 nucleotides long. RefSeq names its product NADH dehydrogenase (ubiquinone) complex I, assembly factor 6 homolog (gene sicily). The coding region runs from base 27 to 1028 and encodes 333 amino acids. The transcript has 4 exons. Gene Ontology annotation, biological process: biosynthetic process; mitochondrial respiratory chain complex I assembly. Gene Ontology annotation, cellular component: mitochondrion. The record is from RefSeq and is a predicted model, not a curated record. Lineage: Eukaryota; Metazoa; Arthropoda; Insecta; Diptera; Drosophilidae.
UUGACUAGUGAAAAGAAGAAGAACAGAUGCGGCGCCUGGUGCGAAAUUGGAAUUGCCGAUUGUUAUUCAACGCAAAAUCCGGCCAAGGAGUUGUAAGACAUGCCAGUGUCAAUCAGCAGAAGGCAAACUCUAAUGCCAAAGAGGAUGGGGUGGGCGAGACGGAUAAGAAUGGAUACAGUGCCAAACACUGCAUGAGUUUGGUGGAAAAAUAUGACUACGAGAACUACCUGUGCACUCUGCUACUGCCCCGGGAAUUGCGACGAGCUGCCUUCGCACUGCGUGCUUUCAACGUGGAGGUCUCCAGAUCUGUCAGCGGUCAUCAAAUUGAGCCACAAAUAGCAAAGAUGCGCCUGAAGUUCUGGCAUGAUUCCAUCGACAAAUGCUUCGAGGCGGAAUCGCAGCGAUCCUACGUGGAGGACCAGCCCGUUCUUCGCGAGCUGAAGCACACGGUGGGCACUCGGAAGCUUAACAAGAUCUAUCUGCGUCGCCUGGUCACUGCACGCGAGCGACCGCCGAAUCAGGGAUUCGAAUCCAUCCGCGAAUUGGAAGAGUACGCGGAGCAAACCUUCUCCUCGUUGCUUCUCCUACUGCUUGAGGUGGGCGGAGUACGGGAUUUGCAGGUAGACCACGCUGCCUCCCAUUUGGGCAAGGCCCAAGGGAUCGCCACUCUGCUGCGUGCAAUUCCGCUGACCGGCCGACAGCAAGCGGUCGCUAUUCCCCUCGAGGUGCUCAUAAGACACGGCGUAAGUCAGGAGCGCAUCAUUCGCGGACGUAGCGAUGACAAGGGCGUCGAGGAGUGCAUCUUCGAGGUGGCCAGCGCCGCCAACAAUCACCUUAACCUCGCCAGACAGCUAAAAGACCAAGUGUUGCCGCAUGUGAGAAAGAUCUUCCUCACCGCCGUUGCCACGGAUGGCUAUUUAGAGCGUCUGCGUCGCGCCAACUUCCUGCUUACCCACAAAAGCUGCGUUGGACGCGACACAAUGCUUCCAGCACGUUUAUUCUGGAAUUCGCUGUUAAAUCGGUACUGAUAGCAGUUAUUUUUAGAGUUAUGCCUAAUUGUUGACUACUUUGAUUAAAACUGUUUUAAAAUUA